GGGGAUGCAGGGUUUGCACACUCCUCUACAAGAGACAUAAGCCACCCUGAUGAAGCCCAGAGGCCAAAAGGGAUGCUUCUGAACAGGACACCCCACAGCCCCUGGCGACGGAGCCGUAGCUCUCGUCUUGAUGCUCCCUGUGAACACGGUACCCGGCAUCACCCUCCGAUUAAGCUUCCAGAGCCACCUCCAGGAAUCCCUGGGGUGAAGGUAUCUGAGAAGAAUGACCUGCACAGCAGUCAAACCAAGCUUAAUGUCAUCCUCAAACCAGCAAGGAUUCCUAAGAAUGCCCAGCCUGUAGUGCCCCAGGCACCACAGGGCCAGCUUUUCCUGGGCCAACUCAUUCAGGGUAAGCCUUUGCAGGGCCAAACUCUGAAAGGUCAGGUUUUGCAGGGACAGGUGAUGCCAGUCCAUACUCACAAGAGGCCCAGUCUUCCAGAAUCAGGCUUGAGAAGUAAGAUAAAAUCCUUUCUGCACUGUUUUAACUCCAAGGCAAAAGGCAAAGUGCAUGAAGAAUCCAUGUUCUCUACAGCUGGGAAAGUGGCCAACACCAGAAAAGAAAAUGUAGAAAAGGGCCGGGCUCCAGCCAAAAGUUCCAUGGGGCGAACCGAGACAGAGAGGACAAGAGGAGACUCCAAGGCCCAAUCUUUUCCCACUGAGAAGCAGGUGGGCCUGGCCUUCUUGGAUG
This is a messenger RNA of Ailuropoda melanoleuca (giant panda), 688 nucleotides long. Its product is annotated as protein FAM205A-like. The record is from RefSeq and is a predicted model, not a curated record. NCBI's taxonomy places the organism in Eukaryota, Metazoa, Chordata, Mammalia, Carnivora, Ursidae. The annotation marks the transcript as partial. The transcript has a single exon.